AUGAAACAGAGCCCCUCCCCGCCCUCACUGCGGCCCGCCGCCUCUGCCUCGCUGCGCCCAGAUUCACCGCUAUGUCCUCCGGCCCCCAGCCCCACUCUAAACGAGGGUCGCUCUCCCAGGCGGCCUUCCUUCCUCAUCCCCAGGACACAGGUCGCUGCCGUGUCUAUUCCUGGACGUGCCUUUCUUGGGCCCUCAGCUCCAGCCGUGGCCAGGAAGCAACCCCAAGGCUCCGCUUCGUCCGACCGCGGGCCUCAUCACCCUGCCUCGUGGUCGGGCUUGAGCACUCGGCUGUGUGGUGCCCGCAAUGAGGCUGAGUCGGCGAACCUGCGUCGUCUGGCACGGGUCUGUGUGAAUGUGCUGCCGGGCAGGAGCUGCCCGCUGUGGGCCCAGGCCGUGCACCUCCCUGGGGCCGCCCUGCUGUCCUUCGCCCGCACGGCGCCCGGCGCCGCUUCCCCUCCUGCGUGUGCCUCGGAGAAAGCGAAACUGCACAGCAGAGCUGGUCACACAGAAGAGCCCACUGUCCAGACCCUCAGCGUGUCCUGCAUCAGGACAGUCAGCCACACAACCCAGACUGUCUUCUCUCAGGCCAGCAUCGGCCUCCCCCUAAACUACGAGAGACUCCAGGAAGAGCACGAGGUUGCUGUGCCAGGGGGCACCCACGGCCCAGGUCCCGCAACCUCCACCGUGAUCAACAUCCGCAGCGACACUGCUGUGCCUGACCCCGCUGUCUGGUCCCUCUUCAACAUGAUCUUCAUGAACACGUGCCGCCCGGGCUUCACAGCCUUUGCCUACUCCAUAAAGUCCAGGGACAGGAAGAUGGUGGGCGACGUGACGGCCCAGAGCUAUGCCUCCACCGCCAAGGGCCUCAACAUCAGCGCCCUGGUCUUAAGCAUCGCUCUGACCAUCGGCCUCAUCACUGUGUUUUGCCUUCACCUCCGUGCAGUUGUCCAAGGCGAUAUAUGACUCUCAGGGCCACUAGCCCUGCAGUUUCUUUCCCUCCACAACUGCCCUGGCCCUGGGCUGGGCCCUGACCUGCACCCCACACCCCACACCCCGACCAGCUGUCCAUAAUUGGGAUCAAUAAAGUGUGCACGUUCCUUAAAAAAAAAGAGAUGCUGUCUCAAAAAAACAAAAGCAAAAAAGGAACCUAUGGUGUGUCUGGGGACAAGCUGAGGACUCCAUCUCCUCAGACCCCGUCCAGUGACAGAGGGAAUGGCGUCCUCAUCUGAGCGCUCUGCUGUGAGCCGGGGAGAGCUGUCACUGCGCAGCAGCCGCAGGAAAGGGCCCGUGGGGACAGCAACCACGAGAGGAAGGAGCCUGGCUCUGGGAGGGGGUGGCAGGCACCAAACGCUUCUCUGCCAACAUCAGGGAGUCAACCAGUACUAAUGUAAAGGGCAAAAUCUUUUUGGUAAAUAUCAGAAAAGGGCUCAAAGAGUUGAAGUGGUUACCUGUGGGGCCCAGGAAGGAAAAAAUAUGUAUAAUAUAAAUAAACA
Molecule: messenger RNA, 1493 nt
Organism: Chinchilla lanigera (long-tailed chinchilla)
Lineage: Eukaryota; Metazoa; Chordata; Mammalia; Rodentia; Chinchillidae
Biological process (GO): defense response to virus; response to interferon-alpha; type I interferon-mediated signaling pathway
Cellular component (GO): plasma membrane
Source: RefSeq, a predicted model, not a curated record